AUGGACAGACUGGGGAAUGACGUGCUGGAAAGCAGUGUUGGGAGGGACCUGGGGAUCCUGGUCAAUGGCCAGUUGGACAUGAGUCAGCAGUGCCCUGGCAGCCAGGAGGGCCAAUUGUGUCCUGGGGGCAUCAGGCAAAGCAUCGUUGGCCAGGCCAGGGAGGGGAUUGUCCCAGUCUGCUCUGACCUAGGGCAGCCUCACCUGGAAUAUUGGGAUAUUAAUGAAUGUAAUGAGAACGCCAACAUCUGCCUCUUUGGGUCUUGUACAAACAUCAAAGGAGGUUUCCAGUGCAUUUGUCCUGCAGGUUUUGUGCUCUCUGAUAAUGGACGGAGAUGUUUUGAUACUUGUCAGAGCUUCUGUUUCACUAACUUUGAGAAUGGGAAAUGCUUAGUGCCAAAGGCUUUCAACACCACAAAGGCAAAGUGUUGAUGCAGUAAAAUGCCGGGAGAAGGAUAGGGUGAUCCUUGCGAGCUCUGUCCAAAGGAAGAAGUUGCUUUUCAGGACCUGUGUCCUUAUGGUCAUGGAACUAUUCCUGGAAUUAAUGAUACCCAUGAAGAUGUCAAUGAAUGCCUUGAGAGCCCAGGAAUUUGCUCCAAUGGUCACUGUAUCAAUACUGAUGGAUCGUUCUGCUGUGAGUGCCCCAUGGGAUACAGCUUGGAUUUUACUGGAGUACAUUGCAUCAAUACUGAUGAAUGUUCAAUUGGCAACCCGUGUGGAAAUGGUACGUGCACUAAUGUGGUUGGCAGUUUUGAGUGCAGCUGUCAUGAAGGAUUUGAGCCAGGCCCAAUGAUGAAUUGUGAAGAUAUAAAUGAGUGUGCUCAGAACACCUUGCUGUGUGCUUUUCGUUGUGUCAACACCCAUGGUUUCUACGAGUGCACCUGCCCAGUCGGGUACAAACUGAGAGAAGACAGAAAGAUGUGCAAAGAUCUAGAUGAGUGUGCUGAAGGUCUCCAUGACAGUGAAUCAAGAGGCAUGAUCUGCAAAAAUUUGAUUGGUACCUUCCUGGGCAUUUGCCCUCCUGGGAUGACCUGGAGACCUGAUGGAGAAGGAUGUAAAGAUGAAAACAAGUGCCAGACCAAGCCAGGUGUCUGUGAAAAUGGUCGUUGUGUGAAUGUUGUUGGGAGCUACAGAUGUGAAUGUAAUGAAGGGUUCCUAUCAAGUCUAUCAGGCAUUGAGUAUCUUGGUAAGUGCCUCUUUUGUACAUAUUUCAUCUUAAAGUGUAAAGGAUACAGACAGUGAAUUAGAACCUAACAGCUCUCAUAUCUACAGAAAUGAAAUAAUCCUCCU
Messenger RNA from Pseudopipra pipra, 1287 nucleotides. RefSeq names its product fibrillin-2-like. The transcript has 9 exons. The record is from RefSeq and is a predicted model, not a curated record. Lineage: Eukaryota; Metazoa; Chordata; Aves; Passeriformes; Pipridae. Gene Ontology annotation, molecular function: calcium ion binding.